CAGUUCUCUGUUUCUCUCUGCCGGGCGGCGGCUUCUGUAAAAUUUCCAAAACCUUUUCGUUUCUCUCUCAGAAACCCUAAUUCUCCUCCGAACGGCUUUCACUGCUGAAACGUCGACUCUGUGCGAUCCAUUUUUUGGAGUGAAGAUAAUUUUCGGCUUCAGGUUUUGCAUUAAUGGAGGGCUCUUUAGGGCAAAAACACAAGCCGCAGGAGUUCACUUUGGUUUCGAUUUCUGAGCUUGCUUCUUCGUCUUCCUCCUCGUCAUCGUCGUCCGCGCCGGUGGUUGCUCGGUUUGGCGGGGAUUCCGGUGCGGCGGAGCUUCGGUUACGGCAGGAGACCGAUUCCGAUGACAUUUCUUUCGAUCUCCGGACUACUCAGAUAUUUCGGCUAAGCCCUGUUCAUUCAGUUUGCAUAUCAGAAGGCGAUGCUGGUAAAGAGAAAUCUCAUUCCAGAGGAGUUACCCUUCUAUUUAGAAAUGAGGAAGAGUGCAGUGCAUUUCAUUCUGCUUUUGAUAAGAGGAAGAAGGAUGAUAUUGUCCAAGGCUCCCAUUUGCCAAAUGGUGCAAUUUCCUCCUUAAAAAGCAGGUUUGAUGACAAAAUAGAAUCAUCCUCUUCAAAGAUGUACUUCCACUACUACGGACAACUUUUACAUCAACAAAAUAUGUUGCAGGAUUAUGUGAGAACAGGAACAUACUAUGCAGCAGUAAUGGAAAAUCGUGCUGACUUCACGGGUCGUGUGGUUGUUGAUGUUGGUGCUGGUAGUGGUAUUUUGUCAUUAUUUGCCGCUCAGGCUGGUGCAAAGCAUGUUUAUGCUGUGGAAGCAUCUGAAAUGGCCGAGUAUGCUCGCAUAUUAAUUUCUGGGAACCCUGCCCUCAGUGAGCGAAUUACAGUAAUUAAGGGCAAAGUUGAGGAUGUUGAAUUACCUGAAAAAGCCGACAUUUUAAUCUCUGAGCCAAUGGGCACCCUAUUGGUCAACGAAAGAAUGCUGGAAUCGUAUGUGAUCGCCAGGGAUCGUUUUUUGAACCCAAAUGGAAAGAUGUUCCCCACAAUAGGAAGGAUUCACAUGGCACCUUUCAGCGAUGAAUAUCUAUUUGUUGAAGUAGCUAACAAGGCUCUCUUUUGGCAGCAACAAAACUAUUAUGGUGUUGAUUUGACAGCCUUGCACGGAUCGGCGUUUCAAGGCUAUUUUUCUCAGCCAGUGGUGGAUGCUUUUGAUCCAAGAUUGUUGGUGGCCGCUUCAAUGUCUCAUGUUUUAGACUUCACAAAUAUCAAGGAAGAGGAAUUGUAUGACAUAGACAUUCCUCUGAAAUUCGUUGCUAGUGUGGGUGCCAGAAUACAUGGAUUAGCCUGCUGGUUUGAUGUAUUAUUUAACGGCAGCACUGUGCAGAGGUGGCUUACUACUGCCCCGGGUGCACCGACAACCCAUUGGUACCAGUUACGUUGCGUUCUUUCCCAACCGAUUUACGUCAUGGCAGGACAGGAAAUUACUGGCAGACUUCAUAUGGUUUCUCACAGUGCUCAGAGUUACACCAUUUAUUUGACUCUAUCAGCCAAAAUGUGGGGACCUGGCGCCGAGCAAGGAGGAAUACUUCAGUCGUCCUCGUGCAAACUCGACCUGAAAGAACCCUACUAUAGAAUGUCCCAACCACAAGCCUACCCUGUGGCUCAAGAUCAGCAACAACACCCGCUGAUGCAACCACAGGACUUAUCCAUUCAACCCCAGGAUUUGGAAGACGCUGAUCUGAUGCUACAGGCAUCGCCUAACUCGGGGGCUCCGCUCAAUUCACUGAUAGAUAACAUUUAAGUGACAGGGCAUGUUCGAGGUCGGUGACGGGACACUAUUUGUGUUUACUUUGGUGACGAGAACUCCGCAGAAGUUGUCGAUGUUCACCUUUAAUCUCCAACAGGCAGUGAGGCUACCAUUGAUUAUGCUUCCACAGUGAGAUUAUUCAAAUACGUUAAACAAUAAUCAUAUCUUGUUUGCUGCAAUUUUUCCCUCCUUUCCAAUAUUAUUUGGAGGCUUUUCAAUGUUUUGCCUGAUGAUUGUAACGAUUGGAUUUUUUCCCCCCUUGGGGAUUUUUACUAGAAUGCUGUUUAAGGGAAAUAUUAGGUUGAUUUUCUUUAGAA
This is a messenger RNA of Cucurbita moschata (crookneck pumpkin), 2125 nucleotides long. RefSeq names its product probable histone-arginine methyltransferase 1.4. Gene Ontology annotation, biological process: peptidyl-arginine methylation. The transcript has 15 exons. Gene Ontology annotation, molecular function: protein-arginine N-methyltransferase activity. Bases 174 to 1802 code for a protein of 542 amino acids. The record is from RefSeq and is a predicted model, not a curated record. Lineage: Eukaryota; Viridiplantae; Streptophyta; Magnoliopsida; Cucurbitales; Cucurbitaceae.